This is a messenger RNA of Camellia sinensis, 765 nucleotides long. The record is from RefSeq and is a predicted model, not a curated record. Lineage: Eukaryota; Viridiplantae; Streptophyta; Magnoliopsida; Ericales; Theaceae.
AUGCUUGGUUUGGUUCCAACCAAUAUAGCUGGUCUUUACUGUUUAUGGAAUCUCUUUCUUCCAUUUGGUUUUCGCACAACAAAAAAAUUCAUUCUCCUGAAUUUUCCAUGCCUCAACAUCCAGUUGCCUACAUUAAAGGAAGAGUCUUUGAAGUACAACAACCUCAACUCAAUCUACCUCAUUCGGUGCGUCCUUGCAGAAUUUAAUCUCAUUUAUGUGUUUCUAGAUGCUGAAACUUUUCUGAAUUUCAGAAUUUUGGUGAUUUUUUUUAAUGGUAGUUCUGUUAGUGAAGUGUGUGCGGAUUUGGUUCGUGGUGCCAAGGAUAAGAGGUUGAGGGUGAAGGGACCUGUUAGGAUGCCCACCAAGGUUCUUCAUAUCACUACCAGGAAGGCCCCGUGUGGUGAAGGAACCAACACCUGGGACAGAUUUGAGCUCCGUGUCCACAAGCGAGUGAUUGAUCUCUUCAGCUCCCCAGAUGUGGUUAAGCAAAUCACCUCCAUCACUAUUGAACCUGGGGUUGAGGUUGAGGUCACAAUUGCAGAUUCUUAAAAUUGUUUAGUCUGGGAACCUUUUUCUUUGAUGUCCUCCAACAUGGGAACAAGAUUUUUUGGGGAAGUUAGUUAGUCAGAGUUUUCUAAAUUACAAUUUUGAAGUUUAAUAGUCGAGUUUUAUGUGGCAUAUGCCUUGUUUAAGUUUAUUUUUAAGAAAUUCAAAUGCAUGCUAUUUUUUGAUCUGCUAGUAAUUGGAGUGGAAAUUUCUCUUGCA